GGAAUGCAGUGUGUUAAUUAGUCUGUAGGGUGGAAACUGUAGAUCUGGGAACUCCAAGAGGCACCGAACGUUUUGGUGUUCAGAGCACCUCUUUGAUAUAUUCCACGUAGAACAUUUGUUUUAGGCUGGCUUUGCGAAGAGCCUGCUACAUGUUAUUCGGAGCAUCGAAGUGCAUGGUGCAGCUGAGGAAAAUGUACAUCAUUAUGAACUUAUGGCCUAAACAGUAAAGGAGUUUUGGCAUUUUUGAACAUCAGAGGACAUGAAGUUGAGCUUAACUCAAAAGACUAGCAUAACUUGGCUGAUGUUUUGGAAGCUUCUGGUCACUUGAGUGUUAUUCAUAAUAUUUAGUAAAACUGAAAAUGAGUCACAAAGAAACGUAAAAUCUAGAUUUUUGUUUUCAAAGAGAUAGUAACUAAAAGAAUUUUGGAAAUUAGGUUUACUAAGUCUCAUUUUAGUUGUCAAGAUGAUUGACUUAAGUCACCUAACAGAGGAAGAACAAGCCGCUAUCAUGAGGGUGUUACAGAGGGAUGCAGAAUUGCGAAAAGUUGAAGAAAAGAGAGUCAGACUUUUGCAAGAAUCAGUUGAAAAUGAAGUUCAGCGCAGGAAUAUGACUGGCGAGUGGUUUUACAGAGCCAAGGCAAAAAGACACACAGACACAUUACAUGGAGCUGAGUUAAUCAAAGCAUCAAUGCGAAAGAAGAAACCCAUGACUAUCUAUGAGCGUCUCCAGUCUAAGGAAUUAAAGGAGAAUUCCAAAAGCUUCAUGAAUAACAUUGAAAAAAGUGUCUUCGUAUCCCCUGAGCUUUCUGUUUUUCUAGAAGAACCAAAGUUGGAAGAUCCUCACACAAGUCCAUCAUUACAUAAAAAUAACAGAGCUCCUAAACAGCAACCGACACCAAAGCAAAGCACUCUAUCAGGAAAGCAAAGAGAAAACCCUUUCAACAGAUCAGUUUUGGCAGAUGACAUUACAAAUGGAGAGGAGAAAUCACUGCGAUUGGCUGGUACAGAGUCAGUGUCCGUGACUCCUGUAACAGAGAAUUUAUCUCAGCCAAAGGAUAAUAUUUCCAGAUUACAUACUUCCUCAAAGGAAUUUCUUGAAACUAAGAAACCAUCUUUUACAGAGGAUGGUACUUAUUCAGAAAGGCACCCAGUGCCAAAACCAAGGACUAUUUCUUAUAAAGUGCAAGACUCUACAGCCUACAGUGGUCAACAUCAUGCUGCACCAGGACUCCUGAAUCGCAAUGGUUUUAAUGGCAACUCUACCACUCCUAAGAAAAGUAUUUUGAAACAUAGCCCAAGUUCAAGUUCCAAUGAUUCUGAAAUUUUACUCAUCAGCGUUCAGGACUCGAAAAGCAAGAUCGCUGCCUGUUCUCAAACCAUUCCAGAACAACCAGCAGAGAUUAAUGCAGUCGUGGACAGUGAAGAAUUGCUUGAACCCAGUAAUCUUGAAAGGUUGAAGCAAGUGAGAUUCUCGACAAAUGCGGAUGAAAAGAAAAUAUUGCCAACACCAAAGUCUUAUGAAAACAGAAGUUCCAAAAUUGGUGAAGGGUGUCUUCUAGACGCUGAUUAUUUUGAGGAAACAGUUGAAGGAAAUGCAAAUGGCAUGGACAGUGCAAGUGAAGAAGAAAGUCCACAUGACGUCAGUGGAUUUUCUGAUUGGAAUCAUUUAUCUUCUCCUUUAUCGAAAGACCCAUUGAACGUGGAUCAAGAUGAUAAUGUUAUGUCCAACUCUUCAGACUUUCAGCCUAUCCCGGCAACAAGUUCACAUAUAACAAACUAUACAAAUAAUCACUUAGCAAGUUCUGGUUCUAGUAAGCUAAAUAAUCAAGUCCGUGAAAUGGACACAGGUGGGGUACUAACGGAAAAUGAAGUCGGCAGGAGAUUGAAUUCAGCAUCAAAUCUGGCGUAUCAUAGUGUUGAUAAGCGGAUACCUCACACUGACUUUGAAUCUCCUCAGGUCUCUAAUCAGCAGCGUCCAAAAAUAUUCCAAGGAUGUUCCCCUGUUGUAGAGGAAAAUGACAUUCCACAAAAGAAAAUGUACACAUCUGAGUCUUUGGACAGCAUGAUCCAUAGUAGUCCGAAGACAGUUGAUGUGUCUUUUCAAGAAGAUAAUUUAUCAUCUAUUACAACUUACAAAGGUUCUAAAUAUAAUGAAGACCUAGGAUUAGAUUUAAAUAAGGAUGAGAGAGGUUUUGACUUGCAAGACCAAUUUCAAACUGACUUAAAUCUUCUAUCUGGAAUUACAAAGACAAACACCUUCAAGGAAAAUGGUGAUAGUCCUACCAAAAAAUCCAUGGAAGGUUUCAAGGCAGGUGCACUAGACAACUCUGAUCAAGACGAUUCACCGAAAAACUAUUCAAGAGGAAAUAACCACUUGCAUGCUGAAACCUGGAGAAGUUCACUCAGUGAGGAAGAAGAAGGGUCAACUUUAGCUUUGAAAAGAAACUCGCACACAAAUGAAACUUACAAGAGUCUGCAAGAUAUUAACGUCAUCUCCUCAAGCAUGCCAAAUACCUUAGAUACUACAAGCAAAGAAAUGGUCCUCAGUGCUGAUAAUGUUUCCAAUAUUCCAACAACCCCAGAAAACACGUCCUUACAGUCAAAAAGAAUGAAACGGUUGAGUAAGUCAGUACCUGCAUUUCCAGAGAAUGAUGAUGCAGACUCCAUGUUGGAGAACAGCUUCCAGAUGGACAAACAUGGGACAAUCGCAAGCUCUCUAACAAACAUUAGUGGCUCUUCUGGCAUGGCAUCAAGAUCCUCUGUUAGUGGAAGUACAAUGAGCAUCUACAGCAGUGAUUUUGGAAAUGUUGACGUCCAAGGGAAGAUGCAGUUUUCAUUGGAUUACGUAGACAAGUUGAAAGAAUUCCAUAUUUUUGUGGUACGCUGCUCAGGUUUAGCUGCUGCUGAAAAGAAGAAAAAUCGAUCAGAUCCAUAUGUGAAAAGUUACCUACUUCCAGAUAAAAUUAAAACUGGUAAAAGGAAAACAUCAGUGAAAAAGAAAAAUUUGAAUCCAGUCUACAAUGAAAUACUAAGGUAUAAAAUUGAAAAACCCUCCCUGAUGGCUCAAACAUUGAACCUGUCCGUCUGGCACAAUGAUACAUUUGGCCGCAACAGUUUUCUAGGUGAAGUGGAAAUAGAGUUAAAGAAUUGGGAUUGGAGCAACAAGAAGAUGGAUUGGCAUGACCUGAAACCAAGGACAAUUUCAGUUGACAGAACGGGUGAUAGAGGCAGCUUAAAAGUGGCUUUCCGAUACAUUCCUCAUGGAUACAAAGGAAGAAAAACAGGAGAAGUUCAAAUUUGGGUGAAAGAAGCCACUAAUUUACCCCAGAUUAGGCCAAGUCGUUUGGAUCCAUUUGUUAAAUGCUUUAUUCUUCCAGACACGAGCAGAAAAAGUCGUCAGAAGACUCGGGUUGUGAAGAACAGUAGAAAUCCUGUAUUCAAUCACACCAUGGUUUAUGAUGGUUUCAACACUGAAGAUCUUAAGGAUGCAUGUGUUGAGCUUUCCGUCUGGGACCGUGACAAACUGAUUAAUCAUUUUCUUGGAGGACUGAGAAUUGGUCUUGGCACAGGUAAAAGUUAUGGAUUGACAGUAGACUGGAUGGAUUCUACAGAAGACGAAGUAUCUGUAUGGGAUAGAAUGAUGACCCAUCCAAAUACUUGGGUUGAGGACUUGCUCCCUUUGAGAAUGUUGAUGCUCAGCAAAAUGUCAGGAACCUAAACUGAACAUUUAACAAAACCGGAAAAAGUUGUUUUAUAAAUUGGUAUGCCAAAAAAAAUGCCUGCACACUAGUUCUGAUUGUCUGGAACAAAAGUUUUUUUUAAAAGUUUUGCUGUUGUGACCAAUUCUUUGUUCUAGGCUGAGAAGCAAAUAACAUGGAUUUACCUGAACAAAAAUAAGUUUAUUUAAAGUUUAUUAAAGGACAAGCCAAAGCUAUAUGCUGCAAUGUUUAAAAAGUAUAUAUAAUGUUAGAA
Molecule: messenger RNA, 3972 nt
Organism: Stegostoma tigrinum
Lineage: Eukaryota; Metazoa; Chordata; Chondrichthyes; Orectolobiformes; Stegostomatidae
Product: synaptotagmin-like protein 2
Exons: 20
Coding region: 464-3718 (1084 amino acids)
Biological process (GO): intracellular protein transport; exocytosis
Cellular component (GO): plasma membrane; exocytic vesicle
Molecular function (GO): small GTPase binding; neurexin family protein binding
Source: RefSeq, a predicted model, not a curated record